CGCUUUUUGUGCUCUGCUCACUGUGCGAAUUAAUUUAUCUCUCCGACCGUCCGCGACUGUUUUUGGGCUCCAAACGAAACUCGAAUAAACGACUUACUUGAGAGAUCGUAACAAAAGCAACAAACCUAUACACACAGUGAUACGAGGCUUUGAGACUUAGAGUUGGAGACAGCUUAUAGAGCUCAGCGAUUUACUUAUAAGCUUUGUGAUCUUUUUCUUUAUUCCUCUCUCCCAUUGUACAAUAAUAAAGUUUGUGUGUUGUUGGUUGUAGACUUGGACAAGGUUCAAUUAAGCGCCACCAAGAGUGAGACAGCCAGUAAACUAAAUCCAGCUGGACAGGCAGUCAGUUUAAUUAAGCCUCUUAGCCAGCUGUGGGCAUUACAUUCAAAGUCAAGACCCAAAGAAAACAGAAAGGCACCAAAAAACCACAACUUGACAUUAUGUAGUGAGCAAAAGUGAAAUUUUCAAUCUCAAAAAAUUAUAAAACCAAGUGGAAAAGAUUUAUUAAGUAUUUUCUCGACAUAUUUUUUCGAAAUGAAGUUUAAUUUAUCCACGGGUUAAUUUAAUGACGCGUGCGCGUGAUAACACUCGACUUCGAGUUGAAUAAUCAAGGAAAAAAAAUAAAAUAACGAAACGAUCGAAGCAACAACAAAAAUAUAAUAAACUUUACUUCUCGAUUAUAAUGUCAGCAAAUAGUGAUCUUCCAAGUAAACAAUUAACAACGCACCAGUUGUGUUUCUGUUUCUGGCAGAGCUAUCGCUACGAACGUGCACGAAAGGGAACGCGCGCAAAAAGCUUUCGCUCAAGCCUACACAUAGAUACUUUUCGUACUUAACCUAUACCUUCUUUAUAACCAACUUGUUGGCCCCAACCCCAGCUCCGGCUCCGGCCCCGCCGUCUUCUCAUCCCGCUUCAUCAUCAACUUCAGUGUGUUGAAUAACAGUAAGCAAAACAAACAAAACUUGAUCUUGAAAUAAAAAAGUAGGUAAAAACGAAAAAACGAAAAAACAACUGAGAAAGAUUACAAACCAAAGAAAACUCACAAACGUCGCGUCGCGUCGUCGUCGGUAAGGUAACAGUGUUGGCUGGCGACCUCUAGACUAAACGGGGGGUCGAGCUUUGCUUGCGGAUAAUUAUUUCGUUUUGACUGUGAUUUUUGUGUGAUAAGAGAAGUGACCCGAGUCGAGUCGAGCUAUACAAAAAUGAGUAUGGAACGAUCGCGAAGCUAUCACGACGUGAUCAGUGAUUCCCGCUCAGGCAGUGGCAGUACCCCCAACAACUCCGGUUGCAAUCCCCUCACCAUUGACAUAAUGGACAGCACACAUCACUGUGCGAGUGAUCACAAUAUCAGCUGCUGCAGCUUGCCAAGUUUCAUGCCCAUAAGUCCGAUCGUGAAGUGUGGCCCGACUGUUAGGGACAUAGCCAGCCCGCGAACUCGUCGCAAAGCCUUCCUCAUUCGAGACAGUUCGGUUCACUCCGACUCAAGCCAUUAUUCGAGUGUCGAUAGUCUGUUGGAGUCAAGAAAGCCCGAUCCAGAGGCGAUCCUCAUCAACCUGGGCUUCGGGCCAGUCGACUCGGAAGACAUUCUCUCACGCAUACCAAAGAGGUUUCUCAAGCCAUCUCAAGUGCGGGGCGUUGAUACAGAGGCGUUUGUCAAACGACUCCAACUGGCCAGCCACUUGCAUGAAAACAGCGUUCUGGGUUAUCGAGGACUGACCGGCAACCCAGAUAUACCGCCAUCGAGUAUUGUUGCCAAGAUAAUGCAGCGUUUUGAGGUGAACGAGCGCAAGAAGUCCCUCGGUUCAAUUGAUCCUCAUCACUUCUAAGAUCUUAUUCAAAAAAUUUUAUAUGUCUGAUAUUAUCUUAAAAAGAAAAUUACUCUUCCUUUUUUAUUAUACUUAAAUAAUUUUCUUAAUAAUUUUAUAAUUUAUAACAAAACAGUCUUGUCGUAUUAAACAUUAUUUUGUGUACAAUAUCAAUGAAAGAUGAUGAAAGUGUGUGUACUUAGGGAUUUAUAUUGUUUUAUUUCCUUUGUUUUUAAUUAUUGUAAUUUGAUUGUUUUUAUCAGCUAAGUGACUUUUAAACAAAUAUAAAUAUUAUUGUCUAGUACUUAAAAAGA
Eupeodes corollae is the source of this 2119-nucleotide messenger RNA. RefSeq lists its product as uncharacterized. The transcript has a single exon. Gene Ontology annotation, molecular function: signaling receptor binding. Bases 1203 to 1826 code for a protein of 207 amino acids. The record is from RefSeq and is a predicted model, not a curated record. Lineage: Eukaryota; Metazoa; Arthropoda; Insecta; Diptera; Syrphidae.